AGACAGAGGGAGAGAGAGAGCAGUCCCUCCUGCUCAGCUUCUAGCCAGCCUGUCAGGUGAAAUGCUCUCCUUCCGCUGUUUCUUGCCUUCUAAUCCUCCUGUAAAUCUCCUGUAAUCGGGUGAGAGCAUGCUGCCUCCUGACAAACUUACAGCUACAGGCUGCCUGCUGCCUGACUUUGCGUUCAUUGUCUAUGUAAAGACCAGGGAGGAGGAUUGUGUGGCGGUGGUGAUCCAUCGGACAGCCUAGGCACACGGUAAGGAGGGGGUUAGAGCAAGUUAGCUGGAGCAGCACGGGUCUGUUGUUGCUGGUACUUAGCCAGACAAACCCAGAGGAACAGAGGAAGAGGGGAUGCGUAUGCUGUAUUGACCCAGGAAGACGGAGAAAGGGAGUAAACAAAGGGAGAGAGAAGAGGACAAUACCCUCCAUUGGAUAGACAACCGUUUUAUGGGAGCAGCUGUGAUGUGGUAAUCAUCAGCAGGGUCCAGACAGGGUCCUCUCCACAUCUCAUCCUCCCGUGGCCAGAGGAGGCCUCUUGGUCGGGUGUGAUCCCCUCCUCUCGGUGGUCCACCUGGAGGUCCAGUGAUGGCUCAUGCACAAGAUGAUCCCCAACUAGGCGCUGGUCCGUCCGAGGAUUCUGAACUCUCUGAGAAUGAGUCCGAAACGGCAAGCUUAGUGUCGGAGGACUCUAUCAUGCCAGACUAUGAGAUGGAGCGGGGUAGAGGAGGCACCACCUCUACGCUGUACGAGGCCUGUAACAGGAACGAGGCGCUGACGCUACGGAGGGUCCUGGAGAGGGGGGUUACUAAGGAAGAGGUUAUGGAGCUGGACAUCAAUGGCAUGAAUGGUCUGAUGCUUGCUGUCUCCAGAGGCUAUGUGGACAUGGUCUAUGGUCUACACACGUGCCCACUGAUCGACAUUAACCAUCAGGACAAUGAAGGCAACACAGCACUGAUGAUCGCUGCCCAGGCCGGCUACAUCUCCAUUCUAAACUUCAUCCUGAACUACUACCCUAAGAUAGACCUGGAGGUGAGGGACAACCGGGGCUUCACUGCCCUCAUCAAGGCAGCCAUGCAAGGCAGGGUGGACUGUGUGUCUUCCCUCCUCAUGGCCGGUGCAGAUAUCAAUGUAGUGGAUGAGGUCCGAGGGAAAAGCAUCACGGACUGGGCACUGAAGACGGGUCGCUUCGAGGUCCUGCAGCGUCUCCGUGUUCUCCAGGCGCACCCCAUCGCCGAGCAGUUCUGCGACAGCUACGUGAUUGAGUGGCCCAAGCUGAAGGAGCUGGUUGCCAAAGCCAUGAUCCCCAAAACACUGACUCAACGUCUGAAGGACAGCCUGACCAUUAGCUUACCCAAGGACCCUCAGGACAACGGAGUGAUGGACCACCUGGUGAAGAUGACCACAUCCAUCCACAGCCCUCUAGUCUCCACUGGCUGCCGGCCCCUCUGCCCCACAAGCCCCCCCGAGCUCGGGAAGCGGCGCCUGGCCGUGCCGGAACUGAUGGAGAAGCACAGCAGCAAGGACCUGGAGGAAAGCUCUGUGUGUCAUAGUAACGGUGUGAAAUGUUCCUUCACGCCUGCGCCAGUGUCGUCGAGCUCCUUCUCGCUCGCCAACUGCUGCUCGAACGCGGAGCGGAGCGAUAGUGUUCUCUCGAUGGCUGCCAGUGGCAUCCGAUACCUCAUCCCUUGUUCCAUGGCCCACCGGAACUCUGUAUUCCCGUCUGGUUGCAUCCCCAAGAUCACCUUCACCAAGUCUCAGGACAAAACACCAAAGAAGGCGAAGAAGGUGAAGAGGCACAAGGGCCACCUGGAGCCUCCGGUCUGGAAGUACAAGUCAGAGAAGCAGGAGAAGAAAAAGGAAAAGGAGAAGUUGGAGGAAGAGAAGCAAGCACAAGAGAAGGCACGUAAGAAAGCUAAGAAGAAGGCAGCCAAGGCGGCGGCCAAGUCAAAGGAGCCUGCCAAGGCAAGUUAAACUGCUGUCUGUAAAGUGCCACAGAGUGAGAGCACAGAACCCUGGGAAAAUAAAGCGACCUCUGUGCUGUCAUCAGACGGAAGAGGAAGCGAGACACCCCACUCGCAGUUUUGUUUACUGGUUGAAUGAAAGUCAAUGAACUAAGUAGACCAGACCCAGUUGCUAUUGCAUUGGUGUCUAUGGGAGACCAUUUUUUUCAAUGAUAAACGGCCUGAGAGAACUAUCUUGAAUUAUCCACCAUCUUUGCUGUCAUCUCCUACUAACUCCAUUGUAUCCACUGUGAUGAUGUCAUAUAAGACGGACAAGGGGACGGCUCCCCUGUGGUGGCACCUGCCUGGGGUCAUCAUGGAGGCCCAGUUGCAGCCCUACAGUGGGGCCUCCAAUAACAUGGGUGGAAACUAGUAUCUGAGCCGGACUAAGUCUAAUAGAUGGACUGUUUUUCCUCUCUGCCGGGAUAUGCUGCUGUAAGGACUGUAAUGGCCUGGACAUUCCUAGACAUUAUUAUUCAUGUAUCUUUCAUGUGGAAUUCUCUUUCUGUUUUAAAUUAUUUUGAUGAUUUAUUUAUUUUUGAGAGUUCAGUCGUUAAAAAGAUCAGUAGAGUUUGUUUGGUCUUCCAUGUUCUUAACUAACCAAUCGAAACUGUGAAGGAACCAGAGCCAUAGCAAAGAAAUAUCUCAUUUCUGAUAAGCAAGGUACUUCCUGAAAUAGAAACAGGACAUUAACAUGAGUUAGGCAAAUGAUGAGGGAGGAUUAUGAACAAGUUUUCAGAGUUGCACGUUUGAUAAACCUCAUGGUCAGAUAUAGCACACCCAGACCUGGGUUCAAAUACAAUUUAAAAGCAUUUCAAAUGCUUCAGCUGUGCUUGAGAGAGCUUGCCUGUUGAUAUGGAAACAAUAGAAAAGUCCCAAAAGUGCAAACCACACCCACCUGGCACUCCAGGCAAGCUAAAGCAAACGCUAAAUGUUUUUGUAGAUUGUGAAUAGUAUUUGAACCCAGGUCUGACCACAAUGCAAAUCUGAGUUGCAAUCUGCUCUGUGCUUUGUUUUCCUAUGUACUCCAAUUAGCUGUCUUCCAAAAGAAGUAGAUUUUACACUGUUACCGAUGAGAGGACUUUUGACUUUUAUCAAGAGUAGUAAUAUAAUAUCAGGGAUCCCCUGAGUUUUGAUGAGGCUCAGGUACUUAAAGAUAAACCUGAGUGGCUUAUUAUUACGGUGCACAAACCUGCUCAGUUAGAAUAAAUUGUUUGUUGAUCCAGGUCACAUGUUGUGAUGGAGCUGAAAUUUGAAGUAUGUUAUUCAGUAGGAAUCAAUUUCUGUCCUAAUAGUAUGUCCUGUUUUUUUUUAAAUAACACCAUCUUCCUCGUCAAAGAUCCAGAAAAUCGUAUGUGUAGUGGCUAUAGCCAGUCAAAAACCAUUGAGACGUCAGAUACGGCUCCUACAAUAUGAAAAGAUACGCUAGGCCUAAUGAAUAUUCUAUUACGAAAGCAAACAUUAAAACGUUUAAAAACACAACAUCCAUGUGACUUAGUGAUGAUCCUUCUUCCCCCUAUAUCCGAUAGAUUUAGCAGCUUUGGCUAUAGGCUAAGCUGGGUUAGUGUGUAAGCUCAGUGAGCUUGUUAACUGGUGCUAUUAUAGUCACAGUCAGAUCAGACAAUAACCAUACAGCCUAACCAUGGAUACAGCUGUAACCAUGGGGUGUAACCAUACAGCCUAACCAUAGAUACAGCUGUAACCAUGGGGUGUAACCAUACAACCUAACCAUAGAUACAGCUGUAACCAUGGGGUGUAACCAUACAACCUAACCAUAGAUACAGCUGUAACCAUGGGGUGUAACCAUACAACCUAACCAUAGAUACAGCUGUAACCAUGGGGUGUAACCAUACAACCUAACCAUAGAUACAGCUGUAACCAUGGGGUGUAACCAUACAACCUAACCAUAGAUACAGCUGUAACCAUGGGGUGUAACCAUACAGCCUAACCAUAGAUACAGCUGUAACCAUGGGGUGUAACCAUACAACCUAACCAUAGAUACAGCUGUAACCAUGGGGUGUAACCAUACAGCCUAACUAUACAGUACCUUCAGAAAGUAUUCACACCCCUUGAAUUUUUCCACAUUUUUUGUGUUACAAAGGGGGAUUCAAAUGCAUUUAAUAGUCAUUUUUUUUGUCAACGAUCUACACAAAAUACUCUGUAAUGUCAGUGUGGAAGAAAAAUUUUAACAUUUUUUGGGGGGUGAGAAAAACGGAUUAGAAAAGCGUUCAACCCCCUGAGUCAACACAUGUUAGAAUCACAUUUGGCAGCGAUUACAGAGACUUUCUGGGUAAGUCUCUGAAAGCUUUGC
This is a messenger RNA of Salmo salar (Atlantic salmon), 4309 nucleotides long. Its product is annotated as photoreceptor ankyrin repeat protein. Gene Ontology annotation, molecular function: protein binding. The record is from RefSeq and is a predicted model, not a curated record. NCBI's taxonomy places the organism in Eukaryota, Metazoa, Chordata, Actinopteri, Salmoniformes, Salmonidae.